Messenger RNA from Maniola jurtina (meadow brown), 649 nucleotides. RefSeq lists its product as uncharacterized. The coding region runs from base 173 to 517 and encodes 114 amino acids. The transcript has 2 exons. NCBI's taxonomy places the organism in Eukaryota, Metazoa, Arthropoda, Insecta, Lepidoptera, Nymphalidae. The record is from RefSeq and is a predicted model, not a curated record.
GACUUUAUGUAUCCGUAUCAAACUUUAUUUCCAGCAUUCGCACACAAUUAUUUUUAUCUCACCCAAAAACCAUAUAAAAAAGAACUGAUUUCCCCCAAACUCCACAUUUAAUUUUCGAGUAAAAAUCGAACGUUCAUUUCUAAACCGAUUUCUUUCGAUCCUGUUUUUCAAAAUGAGACUAUACUUGUUCUUGGCGGCUCUGGUAGCGGCGGUUGUAAUAACAGAAUGCAAGCAUACAUUCUUGGGCACCAACGUCCAGAGGCAGGAGGUGUUCCAUGAAAAUAAGAGAUACUUCUCACGUUUCUUCGAGAAAAGGGUUGAAGACUUGAGAUUCCGCAUGCCUUACUCAUUCUACGGGCGGGCUAUUCAGGGUAUCCUCGCCUACGACAAGAACACAUUCAUAUCACAUGCCACCGUCAACGUGACAGAAGGCGGUCUCGGCUUCAACUACGUGACACUGCGUAUGGCGAGCGACUCUGGGCAUGAUAUCAACUAUGAUAUCUUCAUUUACGCCUAAAUCAGCAUAUGGCACUCCAAAACCGCCGGUCCUUCUUGUAGUAUUAUGUAGUUCUUCGCUUUCAUUAAACUAACACGGGUUAGACCCGUGCCGUUAACCCGCGGUUAGAGUGUUUAAAUGACAUUAAACAUA